Molecule: messenger RNA, 2636 nt
Organism: Labrus bergylta (ballan wrasse)
Lineage: Eukaryota; Metazoa; Chordata; Actinopteri; Labriformes; Labridae
Gene: antxr1b
Product: ANTXR cell adhesion molecule 1b
Cellular component (GO): plasma membrane; cell surface
Molecular function (GO): transmembrane signaling receptor activity
Source: RefSeq, a predicted model, not a curated record
AACAGAAAAUCAUUCUCCAAGACUUUUUCUUGCAGUGUUUGAUGUGAUCUCAUGGCACGGUGUGCUGAGAUGAUUAAGUGUGGAGAGAGAGAGAGAGAAAGUGGUAAAGGGAGACUCAGUCCAGCUUCAGUCCUUUUUUGCCAGCACACAUCUGCUGCUGAGGAGAUGGAAUACUAAUCCAAAGAGGAACCUCAAAGAUCACUCUGCACAGCAUGGCUGAGGAUACCAGUAUGCUGUGAGAGGGAAAGCAGACGGAACUCUCCAAAUUGAGAGUUUUAAACUUUUUCUCUAGUUGUGCUGAUGCUUUCUCUUACACUUGUUGUGAUGUCCCAGUGCUGCAGGCAGGUCCUGCUCGGUGUAGAGCUGGGCAUGCUGGUCAUGGUCCUGGUGGCCGGCAGCGCUGGACAGAUCCAUGACAGGAGGGAGGCAGGGUCGUCCUGCUACGGAGGAUUUGACCUUUUCUUUGUUUUGGACAAGUCUGGCAGUGUACAGCAUUACUGGAAUGAGAUUUAUUACUUUGUUGAUCACCUUGCUCACAAGUUUAUCAGCCCUCAGCUGCGGAUGUCUUUUAUAGUUUUUUCCACAGAAGGAAGGACUUUAAUGGCACUAACAGAAAACAGAGAGCAGAUCCGAGCCAAACUGGAGGAGCUCAGUAGGGUGCAGCCGGGUGGAGACACUUACAUGGACAAAGGUUUAAAAAGAGCCAGCGAGCAAAUUUACUACGCCACUGGAGACGGUUACCGGACAGCAAGUGUUAUCAUCGCUCUGACGGACGGGGAACUGAGAGAAAAUCAGUUUGACAUGGCACAAAGAGAGGCCGGCAGAGCCAGACAGCUCGGGGCCACAGUGUACUGUGUGGGAGUUAAGGACUUCAAUGAAACCCAGCUUUCAACAAUAGCCGACAGUAAGGACCAUGUGUUUCCCGUGAAUGACGGAUUUCAGGCGCUGCAGGGGGUCAUCGACUCGAUCCUGAAGAGAUCAUGCAUUGAGAUCUUGGCUGUGGAGCCCUCCAGCAUCUGUGAAGGAGAAUCCUUUCAGGUGGUUGUCAGAGGAAAUGGUUUCUAUCACGCCCGAGAUGUUCAGAAGGUUCUCUGUAGCUUUCGCAUCAAUGACACUGUGACUCUGAUGAAAAGACCUCUGGUGGUCAGAGAUGUUUACCUUUUGUGCCCAGCUCCUGUUCUGGAAAAAGAGGGAACGACUGCCACUCUCCACGUCAGCAUGAAUAACGGCCUCAGCUUCAUAUCAAGCUCCGUCACCAUUACUGCUGUCACCUGUUCCGAUGGGAAAUUUGUGGCCAUAGCUCUGCUCAUCCUGCUGCUCCUGCUCACCAUCGCUCUGCUUUGGUGGUUCUGGCCUCUUUGUUGCACCGUGGUCAUUCAUGAGCCGCCCCCUCCAGUCAUGGAGGACAUCUCUGAUGAUGAGGAUGGUUUUCCCAAGAAGCGUUGGCCAACUGUCGAUGCUUCGUACUACGGAGGACGUGGAGUUGGAGGAAUCAAGAGAAUGGAGGUUCGAUGGGGAGAUAAGGGCUCAACGGAAGAAGGAGCCAAACUGGAAAAAGCUAAAAACGCUCGCGUUGUGAUGCCUUCAGAGGAGUACGAGUAUGAUCCUCGGCCUUACUACCACACACACAAAUCCAUCAGCCCUCAGAAGUGGUACUCUCCCAUCAAGGGUAAACUAGAUGCUUUGUGUGUACUCCUGAGAAAAGGCUAUGACCGAGUGUCUGUGAUGCGACCUCAUCCUGGAGACAAGGGCCGGUGCAUAACCUUCACCCGAACCAAAUCCUACCCUGCUCCCCGCUACCCCAUCUACAACCACCCCUCCACGCCUGUCUACACCUUACCCCACUGUUAUCAGCGCCGUCCAUCAGACGACAGCAACCUCUACCAUCUGCCGCCUUCGCCAACCUCAACACUCCCCCCUCUGCCGUCCACUCCUCCCCCAUCCUCCACCAGCCCUCCCAUGUACACUCCCCCUCCGAACAGAUCACUGCCCCCCAACAUGAGCCCGAUCUACGCACCUCCAUCACCGACUGGCACCCUUCCGCCUCCACCUCAGGGUCCAGCUCCAUGCAGAGCCCCUCCUCCGUCACGCCCUCCACCGCGUCCUAAUCAGGACGACCACUGAUGAAUCCAAGCCCAAGUAGAAGGAUUCAAACUCAGGAUGGAGACAUGAAAGACUUUCUCACUUUGUGUCUGUUUACUGAUGUCCGAGCAAAGUAAGGAUUAAAGUGACUUCAAUGUGUUGCCUUUAGAGGCUGCAGCAACACCCGCAAAGCAAAUCUUUCAACACGGAAGUCUGUUUCCUCAAAAAUGAUUUGCAUUGAACUUUGACUUGUUUUCAGUCCAAAUAAUGAUUUCAUAGUGUAACAAGCACAGCUUUGACGAUUAAAAUCACAUUGGUGCCAAGCAAUGUAUGCACUUGUCUCAAACAAAUUGAGACCAAUUGGUAAAGCAUUGUGAUGUGCCAAUAUAUGUUUUAUAAACUUGCAUUUUAGCGUUUGCCUGAUGUAAAACUUUCAUUCUGAUCUAAUCCACAGUUUAAAUGGGUACAAAGCCCUUUGGCUGACACACUCCCUCAUGUGUUUUGCCAGUUUGUAUAUUUUGCGAAUGAAUAUUCAUUAAACACAGAGAUAUAUA